AAGCAGGAUACUAGAGGUCGCCAUGGUGGCUCUUACUACGGUGUGUUUUAUUAUACAAUAUCCUGUGUCGAUUCACAACGGCGCCAGUUUCGUCACUCUGCUUUGUUGUACUGCGCUUGUUCAAUGUGCUUUGUAUUCCAAAGCUGCUGCGGGUGUGGGGGUUAUUGUAUUGUAUCUGACUUAUUAACACAUUGGACUUUGUUUUCUUUUUUAAAAUCGGAAUGUUUUACAAAGUGACGGUUUGUAUGUGAAACGGAAGUCUUGAGAUAGACUGAACAAAAGAGGCAACAGCAACUACACCGAUGCAGAGCGAUAUACAGCGAGAGAGUGAGAACGGAUCAGCCUUGCUCAAAGGAAGUUUCUGAGAUGGAAGCAGCUCACAUCAGCCCAGAGCUUCCUAUUCGAUGGGUUGUUUCUGCAGACAGGACUGUUGAGAUCAAGGAGGAAGUGACUGAGCUGGGGUGUGACCAGAACAAUGAGCGGAUCCUGCAAGAGGAAACACCACCUUCUAGCAUCACUGAGAGAGAUGCCAAAGAGAGCCAUGCUGUCCCUGAAUCUGGGUCACAGGAGGGGCCAAGGAUAGAAGCAGUUUACACACUACAGGAGUCAUUUGAUCAGGAGUGGUGUGCAAGUCUAAAGCAGGUUACAGAGCUGACAUGUGUUAAAGAUGAAGAGGUCCCUCGACUGGAAUGUGUUCCUAUUAAAGAGGAAUUCAUAGAACAGGAAUGUGUCCCCAUCGCAGAGGAAGUUCCUACUGAAAAUAAUGUCUAUACUCUUGAGGAGAACAACAAGCUGGGAUCCAGCCUGUGUGAUGAUUGUCCACCUGAAUAUGAACUGGGAUUUAGAGCUGCUAAAGGAAAUCUCACAGGAGGGACCCCAUUUCCCUGUGCUGAUUGUGGGAAGAGUUUCAGUCAUUUAUCACAGCUUAAAAUCCACCAGCGGGUUCACACAGGAGAAAAACCUUAUCCCUGCAUUGAGUGUGGGAAAAGAUUCAGUCGUUUUUCAGACCUUAAAAGACACCAACGGGUUCACACAGGAGAUAAACCACAUCCCUGCACUGAGUGUGAGAAGAGAUUCAGUCGUUUAUCAGACCUUAAAAGACACCAACGAAUUCACACAGGAGAGAAACAUCAACACUGCACUGAGUGUGGGAAGAGAUUAGGUUCUUUAUCACAGUUUACAAUCCACCAGCGCAUUCACACAGGAGAGAAACCUCAUCACUGUACUAAGUGUGGGAAGAGUUUCAGUCAUUUAUCACAGCUUAAAAUCCACCGGCGUGUUCACACAGGAGAGAAACCUUAUAACUGCACAGAGUGUGGGAAGUGUUUCACUCGUUUGUCAGACCUUAAAAGACACCAGCGGGUUCACACAGGAGAGAAACCUUAUCACUGCACUGAGUGUGGGAAGAGUUUCACGAGAUUAGCAAGUCUUCAAUCACACCAGCACAUUCACACAGGAGAGAAACCUUAUCACUGUACCGAGUGUGGCAAGAGUUUCACGCGAUUGGCAAGUCUUCAAUCACACCAGCGCAUUCACACAGGAUAGAAACCUUAUCACUGUGCUGAAUGUGGCAAGAGUUUCACAUAUUUAAAUUCCUUGAAAAUACACCAGCUGACUCACCAAAAUGCGAAAUCUUAUCAAUGUAGUGAAUGUCUGAAGAGUUUCAGUCACUUACCAAACCUUAAAAAACACCAUGAAAUUUACACAAGAGUGGAGCCCUAUCCCUGCAUUUAAUGUGGGAAGAAGUUCAGUCAGUUACUGGGUCUUGAAGGACACAAGAGAAUCCACAGAAUUUUAGACACUUGAGGACACAUUGAAACCAGGAAUAAAUCUGACUAAAAUACAGAGAUAUUUACUGAAAAGAAAAUAAUAAAGUUGCUUGAUAAAUAGGGUUAUUCCUAAUCACUUCAGAUCAAAAAUGUACACUCACGGAUUGAAAAUAUGAACGACUACAUCUUGUUUGGACCAUUGAUCAUCUUCUUGACCAUACUGUUUUUGUUACGACACAUUAGUAGUCUAUGAAAUACAUUGUAAUUGUGUGAGCAAGAUUCCACUUUUCUCACUUGCAUUGCUGAGUCUCUUCAAGAACAUUAAGAACAUAAGAACGUUUACAAACGAGAGGAGGCUAUUUGACCCAUUUUGCUAAUUUGGUUGUUAGUAGCUUAUUGAUCCUCACCAAACAGCUUCUUGAAGGAUCCCAGGGUGUCAGCUUCAACAACAUUACUGGGGAGUUGGUUCCAGACCCUCACAAUUCUCUGUGUAAAAAAGUGCCUCCUAUUUUCUGUUCUGAAUGCCCCUUUAUCUAAUCUCCAUUUGUGACCCCUGGUCCUUGUUUCUUUUUUCAGGUUGACAUUGUCCAUACCUUUUAGGAAUUUGAAUGCUUGAAUCAGAUCACCGUGUAAUCUUCUUUGUUCAAGACUGAAUAUAUUCAAUUCUUUUAGCCUGUCUGCAUACGACAUGCCUUUUAAGCCUGGGAUAAUUCUGGUUGCUCUUCUUUGCACUCUUUCUAGAGCAGCAAUAUCCUUUUUGUAACGAGGUGACCAGAACUGAACACAAUAUUUUAGGUGAGGUCUUACUAAUGCAUUGUAAAGUUUUAACAUUACUUCCCUUGAUUUCAAUUCAACACUUCUCACAAUAUAUCCGAGCAUCUUGUUGGCCUUUUUUAUAGCUUCCCCACAUUGUCUAGAUGAAGACAUUUCUGAGUCAACAUAAACUCCUAGGUCUUUUUCAUAGUUCCCUUCUUCAAUUUCAGCAUCUCCCAUAUGAUAUUUAUAAUGCACAUUUUUAUUGCCUACAUGCAAUACUUUACAUUGUUCUCUAUUAAAUUUUAUUUGCCAUGUGUCUGCCCAGUUCUGAAUGCUGUCUAGAUCAUUUUGAAUGACCUUUGCUGCUGCAACAGUGUUUGCCACUCCUCCUAUUUUUGUGUCGUCUGCAAAUUUAAGGAGUUUGCUUACUAUACCAGAAUCUAAAUCAUUAAUGUAGAUUAGGAAUAGCAGAGGACCUAAUACUGAUCCCUGUGGUACACCACUGGUUACCUUGCUCCAUUUUGAGGAUUCUCCUCUAAUAAGUACUUUCUGUUUUCUACAUGUUAACCACUCCCUAAUCCAUGUGCAUGCAUUUCCUUGAAUCCCUACUGCGUUCAGUUUGAGAAUUAAUCUUUUAUGCGGGACUUUGUCAAAAGCUUUCUGGAAAUCUAAAUAAACCAUGUCGUAUGCUUUGCAAUUAUCCAUUUUCAAUGUUGCAUCCGCAAAAAAGUUAAGUAGGUUAGUUAGACACAAUCUCCCUUUCCUAAAACCAUGCUGACUGU
Acipenser ruthenus (sterlet) is the source of this 3307-nucleotide messenger RNA. RefSeq names its product gastrula zinc finger protein XlCGF28.1-like. Gene Ontology annotation, biological process: regulation of cytokine production; regulation of immune system process; negative regulation of transcription by RNA polymerase II. The transcript has 4 exons. NCBI's taxonomy places the organism in Eukaryota, Metazoa, Chordata, Actinopteri, Acipenseriformes, Acipenseridae. Bases 367 to 1545 code for a protein of 392 amino acids. The record is from RefSeq and is a predicted model, not a curated record.